CCCCCCCCCCCCCCCCGCCCGCCCCUCCCUCCCCGCUCGACCAUCUCUGCUCUGCCUCUCGAGUCCCUGAGUCCCCGCAGCCGUCUCUCACGCCCAGCCCUUCUCUCACGCCGUCAACAGCCCCUCGCCGUCGACACUGUUGGUCCGUUCUGUUCUCCUCCGCUUCCAGUUGUUCCCGAGGUUACAGAAUCACAGAUAUUGUUUUCCCCUCUCUCGGCGAGCUAAUCGGAAUUGACAAUGGACUAUUAUUUGGUGUGAGAUUAAAUCACCGGCAAUGCAACAAUUGGUGUAAGCCACGGAUCAGUUUGGACUUAUCCAUUAAACAACGGGGCCGUUUUCACUGGAUUUAUUUACUACAACCUCAUCUAUACUAUAUGACGUACCUUUUCCACAACAACAUAUCAACGUUGUUGUUUUUUAUUUGAUUGGCUGGCUCCAUUCUUCUUCUUCUUCUUCUUCUUCUCUAAGAAACCCUACACUAUCUCUCACUCUCAUUGUCUCUCCCAAUUGCUCAAAUGCCAAAACCCUAACGCGCUUUUAGAUACGCCAUGGAUACCCACUCACCUCCAAAGCCUCAAUUAAUCCAACCGCAACUCCUUCAAACCAUAGCCCAAAUCCUGACCUCCUCGAAUGCCCCACUCCAUUCACUGACCCCUUACCUUCCCCACCUGACCCAACCCAUCCUCCUUUCCCUGCUUUCCUCAAAAACUCUAGCCUCCCGUCCUUACACCCUCCUCUCCUUCUUCAGGUUUCUCCAAUCCCACUCUCCCUCGCUCACCGCCUCCCCUAAUUGCCUCCUCUCUAUCCUCCCCUCCCUCUUCUCCCACAGCAAAUUCUCCGACGCCAAGUCCCUCCUUGUCUCCUUCAUCGCCUCUGAUCGCCAGCACCAGCUGCACCGCCUCAUCCUCCACCCUAGUCCCGAGGUCCCCAAGCCCUGUAGAGCACUUCUAGACACUUCCAUUGGUGCCUAUGUGCAGUUGAAACAACCCCACCUCGCCGCACAGAUUUUCAAGAAGAUGAAGCGGCUUCGCCUCCCUCCCAAGUUACUCACCUGCAAUACUCUCCUCAAUGCCCUGGUAAGACACCCAUCUUCUUAUUCCAUAGCCCUGUGCAAGGAAGUCUUUAACGAUGCUGUUAAGUUGGGAGUGAAGCCAAAUACAAACAGUUUUAAUAUUUUGAUAUAUGGCUAUUGUUUGGAGAACAAGUUUGGAGAAGCUCUGGACUUGGUUAAUAAGAUGGGCGAUUUUGGCUGUUCACCCGAUAAUGUGACUUACAAUACGAUUUUGGACGCGUUUUGUAAAAAGGGGAGGUUAAAGGAAGCGAGGGACUUGUUGCUGGAUAUGAAGAAUAGAGGAUUGUUGCCAAACAGGAACACGUAUAACAUAUUGGUCUGUGGGUAUUGUAAAUUGGGGUGGUUGAAGGACGCUGCAAAGAUUAUGGAGUUGAUGACGCAGGACAAAUGGUUGCCAGAUGUUUGGACUUAUAAUAUGCUGAUCUGGGGGUUGUGUAAAGAGGGUAAGAUUGAAGAAGCUUUAAGGCUAAGAGACGAGAUGGAGAAUUUGAAGUUGUUGCCAGAUGCGGUCACUUAUAACACGUUGAUCGAUGGGUGUUUUGAGUGGCAGAGCAGUUCGGAUGCAUUUAACUUGAUUGAGGAAAUGGGUGAGAGGGGAGUGAAGCCGAAUACAGUUACUCACAAUAUAAUGGUUAAGUGGUUUUAUAAGGAAGGGAAAAUGGAUGAAGCAAGUGAUGCUGUGAAGAAGAUGGAAGAAAGUGGGUUUUCUCCCAAUUGUGUUACCUACAAUACUUUGAUAAAUGGGUAUUGUAAAGCAGGGAACAUGGAGAAAGCGUUUAGAAUGAUGGAUGAGAUGGGUAGGAAAGGCUUGAAGAUGGAUGUUGUUACCCUUAAUACUAUUCUACACACUCUUUGUGGGGAGAAGAAGCUUGACCAAGCAUACAAGUUGCUUACUGGUGCCAGUAAGCGUGGUUAUAUUCUUGAUGAGGUAAGUUAUGGAACUUUGAUGAUGGGAUACUUUAAGGAUGAAAAGCCAAGCAAAGCCUUGGAGGUCUGGGAUUCACUGAAAAAGAAAGGGAUCCUUCCCAGUAUUAUCACGUAUAACACUAUAAUUGGAGGGCUAUGCCGGUUUGGAAAAACUGAUCAAGCAAUAGACAAGUUGAAUGAGCUUCUAGAGAGUGGUUUUGUCCCUGAUGAAACUACGUACAACACAAUUAUACAUGGUUAUUGCCGGGAGGGUGACAUUGAGAAAGCAUUUCAGUUCCACAACAAAAUGGUUGAUAAUUCAUUUAAGCCGGAUGUAAUUACAUGUAAUAUUCUUCUCCAUGGACUUUGUAGAGAGGGAAUGCUGGAAAAGGCUCUUAAGCUUUUCAACACGUGGAUUUCGAAGGGGAAAUUUAUUGAUGCAGUUACUUACAACACAUUGAUAUCGAGCCUAUGUAAAGAAGGGAGAUUUGAGGAUGCUUUUGAUCUUCUCGCAGAAAUGGAAGAGAAGAAAUUAGGGCCCGAUCGGUAUACAUAUAAUGCCAUCCUUGGUGCGCUUACAGAUGCAGGUAGGAUUAAAGAAGCAGAGGAGUUCAUGUCAAAAAUGGUUGAAAAUGAAACUCUACAUGAUCAGCCCUCACAAAUGCCCGAGGAAGAUGUGGUAACUCACGAAUCCUUAGAGGAAUCUGAUUCAAGUUCUAUUGCUUAUUCCGAACAGAUCAGUGAGCUGUGUACUCAAGGGAAAUACAAGGACGCAAUGCGCUUUUAUGAAGAAUCAACUCAAAAAGGUGUCACCCUCAAUAAAUCAACCUUAUUUAAUUUGAUGGAUGGGCUGAUCAAGAGGCGAAAGAGUAUAUCAAAGGCUGCUCGAAUGUAGUGACUCCUACAUCUCUUAUGGAUGGUAUCCAAUGGUGUUGCUCAUCAUCAUGCUUCUGCAUGGCUUUGCACAUAGAUGGUAAGAAAUUCAGGUUUUUUUUAAAGCUCACUCAACAAAGGAUAUAGCUCAAGGUGAAAACGGGCUGAUGGAUGAUCUGAUGUUUUCU
Messenger RNA from Juglans microcarpa x Juglans regia, 3039 nucleotides. RefSeq names its product pentatricopeptide repeat-containing protein At2g16880. Bases 549 to 2873 code for a protein of 774 amino acids. Gene Ontology annotation, molecular function: protein binding. The transcript has 3 exons. The record is from RefSeq and is a predicted model, not a curated record. Lineage: Eukaryota; Viridiplantae; Streptophyta; Magnoliopsida; Fagales; Juglandaceae.